AAAUGCCCAACGUCAACAUAUUUCUGCGGUUCAAAAUCUCCUCACGCAACUCACAACUCAGUCUCUGCAAACUCGAUCGCUAUCUUGAUCCACCGCCGGAGAAGAUUAUAUUGAAUUCCCAGCAUCGCAUCGCAUCGCACCGGAGAAAUUAAUUAGUAGUAAUUAAAUGGCUGUUGCAGGUACAACUACUGAUGCCGCCGUCGUCGUCUUCCUAAUUACUGUACUCUCAAUCUCAGUCUCAGCAGCAGCAGCAGCAGGAACGACGACGUUUGGAUGCUACGAAUCUAUCGUUAGCUUCGGGGAUUCCUUGACCGACACAGGCAACAUUCUUUCCGUCGCCGUGCACAAGGCCAUGCCCCCCACCGGCAAACCCCCCUUCGGCCGUACCUUCUUCAACCGGCCCACCGGAAGAUAUUGCGACGGCCGUCUCGUCAUUGAUUUCAUCGCACAGAGCUUAGGUCUGCCUCUAUUAAAGCCGUACUUUUCCGACGGAGGAAACGAGGAGGAGCGCCGCCGGAGUCUCGCCACAGGAGUGAACUUCGCGGUGGCCGGAGCCACCGUGCUUGAUUCUGAGUUUUACGACAAGAUUGGAUAUCACAAUCCCGUCACCAACAACUCCCUCACAAUUCAGUUGGACUGGUUCCGAAGCUUUUUGACUCGACUUCCAGAUGGCAGAAAAUAUGUGGAAAGAUCUCUUGUUGUGGUGGGAGAGAUUGGAGUAAAUGAUUACAAUUAUCUCCUCCAACAAGGGACAACUUUGGAUCAGCUUCAAACAUUAGUUCCUCAAGUUGUUAGCUCCAUCGGCUCCACAAUUCAAGAACUGAUCAAGCAUGGAGUUGCUACAAUGCUUGUCCCCGGGCAUCCUCCAAUUGGUUGUUGGCCUAUAUACUUAACAUUACACAACUCCGGCACCGACAAGUAUGAUCCGAGAACCGGUUGUCUCGAUUGGUUGAACGACUUCUCCAAGUACCACAACAGCCUUCUCCUCGAGGAAUUGGAGAAAAUCAGGGACCUUCAUCCUCAAAUCAACAUAAUCUACGCGGACUAUUACAACGCCGCAAUGCGCAUGUAUCUCUCCCCCGACAAAUUCGGAUUUGGCAGCAGAGUUCUUAGAGGCUGUUGCGGGGGAGGUGGGCCGUAUAAUUACAAUACGUCGGCUGGAUGUGGCGACGAAGGAGUGGAAAGCUGCGACAAUCCGGGCUCGUAUGCUAGUUGGGAUGGCGUCCAUUAUACGGAGGCAGGGAACAGAGUGAUAGCCCAAGGCAUUCUCGAAGGGCCGUAUACUAAUCCUCGAAUCGCAACGAUCUGCCCCGACGAAUCCGAAUUAUCCCUGCAGCCUCGCGGUCAUUACACGUUAUUUAUGGUGAUCAUCUUCUCUUUGGCUGCAAACUUGUGCAUACAAAAUGUAUGUGUUAAGUUCCAUCACAGGAGGAAAUCAUUGUAGUGAUCCCAUAAAGUCAUUUGUUGUUGUACUAAUUGUUGUUAGCUAAUUAAAGAGUGAUGAUUUAUUACGACACGGCAGCCAGAUUUGGAGAGAUGAAUAGUCAUUGUUGGAGUUUAAGGACGAUUGUUGUGGCCGAAAUGAACUACUGAUAUAUAUGGAUAGUUUAAUCA
Messenger RNA from Andrographis paniculata, 1614 nucleotides. RefSeq names its product GDSL esterase/lipase At1g31550-like. Gene Ontology annotation, molecular function: hydrolase activity, acting on ester bonds. Bases 167 to 1444 code for a protein of 425 amino acids. The record is from RefSeq and is a predicted model, not a curated record. The transcript has 5 exons. NCBI's taxonomy places the organism in Eukaryota, Viridiplantae, Streptophyta, Magnoliopsida, Lamiales, Acanthaceae.